Messenger RNA from Perca flavescens (yellow perch), 2136 nucleotides. It is a transcript of the gene tspan33b, whose product is annotated as tetraspanin 33b. Gene Ontology annotation, cellular component: plasma membrane. The transcript has 8 exons. The record is from RefSeq and is a predicted model, not a curated record. NCBI's taxonomy places the organism in Eukaryota, Metazoa, Chordata, Actinopteri, Perciformes, Percidae. The coding region runs from base 93 to 905 and encodes 270 amino acids.
AUGGCGGCUGAGUCUCUGCGGGGUGGGGCUCUGUCUGAGGACUGUUUUCAAAGUACUGUAGCUCCAUGUGACUGUAACAACACCAACAAACAAUGGACAGGAAACAGAAUCUAAACCGAGCCGAGACCUUCUCCUUUGUCAACCCCUGGAUCAGAUAUUUUCUCUUCUUCUUCAGCUUCUUAUUUUGGGUUUUCUCCUUGUUGAUUGUUGCCAUCGGGGUGUAUGCUAAAGUCCAGAAAGCUACAGACACGGUGCGGGACACGUUCCUGAUCGACCCGGCUGUCAUCCUAAUUGUGGUGGGGGUGGUCAUGUUCUUCAUCACUUUCUGUGGUUGCAUCGGAGCCCUCCGAGAGAACAUUCGCCUUCUCAAGACAUUCUCCUUCAGCCUAACAUUGGUCUUCCUUACCCAGCUGGCCAUAGCAGUUAUGGGCUUCUUCUACUCUGAUCAGACUCGUGAUGCUUUGGGAAAGUUUGUGAAGAAAGCCAUCGUGCACUACAGGGAUGACCUGGAUCUGCAGAACCUGAUGGAUUACAUCCAGAAAGAGUUCAAAUGUUGUGGGUGGAACAACUACACCGACUGGUCUUGGAACCUGUACUUUAAUUGUACAGAUGAGAACCCCAGCUCCGAGCGCUGUGCUGUGCCUUACUCCUGCUGCACUCCUGUUUCUGGAGAGACAGUUAUCAACACUAUGUGCGGUUUUGGGAUUCAAACCCAGAACUUUCUGGAGGCAAACAAGUCAAUCUACCCGGUAGGCUGUGCGGACAAAGCAGUGAUGUGGAUCGAGUCUCAUCUGUUGCUGGUGGGGGCUCUCGCCCUUGGUCUGGCCUUGCCUCAGAUUGCAGGCAUCGUGCUGUCCCAGAUCCUGAUCUCUCAGAUCCAGGAUGAGAUUAUCUCGGUGUUGUGAGAGCAGGCCGACGAAGGGGAAGAGGAGGGAAGAAAAGAACUUGCAGUGCUCCGCUCGGCUAGUCUGAUAUGUGCAUCUUUUUUACUGCUACUGUAUCACUGCGACAUUGGAGUUCUUUUCACAUUAUUUUUGUGCUGUUGCCUACAAGCAUAACAUUGUGGUGCACAGGUAGUCAUCACAUGCAAAAUGCAUGCAAAAAGUGUAUAUUUAAUGGUAGUGCACAUGUUUUUUUUUUUUUUUCUUUUUAGAGGUUUGCUAAUAAAAUUCAAAAGAAGAAAGUUACGUUGCUCUACAAUGAUUAGGGAUGUCAGUUAUGUUAGCUAAAAUUAUGAUCUCACAAGUAUGUAAUUUAAGGCUUUUAAUCAUGCAAAUUGGCAACAUGUUUUUUAAUAUUGGCUCAUAAUCUUGUGAAAUAUGCAAAUGUGUUCACUUACAAAGCUUAAAAAGGUCCCAAAUCUAAAAGGGCACUGAGCUCUACAUUGAAAAGAGAGUUGUAUAAAAGAGUUUCAAAUGUAUUGGCCAGUGCCAGGUUUCUACCAGUUGGUAAAGGAGUCUCCUAAAGCUAACCACUGGCAUAUCAGAUUAUGGUGUUGUUUGAUGUUUCUUGCAUGGGAACCGCUCCGCGCACCUUGCAAUGCAGUCUAGUUGUGAAGAGCCAAGGCUCUCUGCAUCAGCCGCUCAGUCAGAGGGGAGCUUGGCCUCAUGGCAUCGCGCUCCACCAGAAGACAUCUGUGAUAAUACAAAGACAUGAACACAGAUUUGAGACAAGCUAAGGCAAGCUGAGAGGCUAACCUGAUCAAUAAUGAAAGUAUAACAUGGAGUACAGACAGGGGAUGUUUGUUACAUUAUGGGAUCAUGCAGCUUGUAUUCUAUAUGAACAUGGAAAGACGACAACAAAAGAAAACUUGAGUGGAGCCCCAACCGCAACUACACUGUAUGAUGAUGAAAUCCAGGGCUUCAAAUAGUGCAAGACUUUUCUUUUUUCUCCUAUAAUCUCUCAGCAGACUUUCACAUACAAACACGGAAGACACACAGCACUGAAACUGGAGAAGAUUAAAGCAUUCUGUUUGGCCUGAAAUCCCUGUUGUGCAUUACCUUCCUAGUUUCUGAUGGUGCUUAUUCUCCGAUUUCAUUGUUGCAUGAAUGAGCAGUUGGUUGAAGAUAUCCCUCUGUGAACAGUGGACAAAUGUAGACAUAAAAUGAUAAAACAUAACCCUGUUCCAACACUGUA